Messenger RNA from Peronospora farinosa, 891 nucleotides. NCBI's taxonomy places the organism in Eukaryota, Oomycota, Peronosporomycetes, Peronosporales, Peronosporaceae. The record is from the annotation of a GenBank genome assembly.
AUGGAGCAACUCGCGCCUAUCCGAAGCAGUAGGAGCAGCCACAAAGGUCACUUGGAUGAGUCAACGCAUGUGGUAGAAACACAUGGAGAUUUCUGUUAUAAUAAUGUAUCAUUCCCAGCACUUGGACCGACUCUAGAGAAGGCGGUAACUCUUUCCUCUGUCAUGGGCAAAUGUUAUCCCAAGUGCAUGAAUUUAGAAGAAGACGAGCUAUUGCAGCCAGGAAAUGAGACUCAGAAGAGCGAGACGAAGUCAUUUCUAGUCGAUGAGGUGGAGCUAAUGAGGACAUUUGACUUGGAGGAGUUGGGACUGGCCACGGCUUUGCAGGCCUCACAGCAACAGGCAAAGAGUAUUGUGGUUGAUUAUGAAGACAGUGAUGGAGAUCGCGUGGGGCUCCAAGAUCAGGCGGCGGCCACGUGUGUCCUUAGUGCCUGUGGCCCGCUGAUAGACAGCGUGGUGUCUACUGACUCGAGCAAUGAACGUCUUGCACGUCGUCGCUCUCGCUGCGGUAGCUUGGAGAUGCUCAGUUUAAAGGGGAAGAGCGUGAUCUUCCAGCAGAACAUUCCCAGCUUGUCCAACAUAGAUACAGAUGAGGAGAUGCGCUGCUCUAAGGUACACAAACUCUGCAUGUGUGAAGUAAAGUUGCACCGCUCACUCGAGUCAUGCUGGCUCAUGUCCAGCGGCCAAGUGUACGACGUCACGGGGCUCAUCACAGUUCACCCGGGAGGUAUCCGCUCGAUUCUUCGCAAGGCUGGCGGCCCAGACUGUGCUCGGGACAUGAAGUUUCACACUAAGAAAGCUCGUAAGAUGAUGGAAAAGUGUUUCAUCGGCAAGCUUGAACAAUGCGGCGACAAUGUGGACUGCGUCAGUGAAGGCAACUGCAGCGUCAUGUAG